GGAGGGCGGCGGGGCGGCGGAUGUGCGGACAGGCGCCGUGGGCAGCCCGCCGCGCUGGGGAGGAGGAAGGCCCCAUCGCACCGCGUCGGCAGUGAGGAAGGUCCUGUCGCGCCGCCGCCUGAGGUGACGGGAGGCCGCGAUGCCGCUGUACGAGGGCCUGGGCAGCGGCGGGGAGAAGACCGCUGUAGUGAUAGACCUGGGCGAGGCCUUCACCAAGUGUGGUUUUGCAGGAGAAACAGGACCAAGAUGCAUUAUUCCUAGUGAAAUAAAGAAACCCGAUGUGGCAAAGCCUGUCAAAGUUGUUCAAUAUAAUAUUAAUACAGAAGAGCUAUAUUCAUAUCUCAAGGAAUUUAUCCAUAUGCUGUAUUUCAGACAUCUGCUGGUGAAUCCCAGAGACCGCCGUGUUGUGAUCAUAGAAUCUGUCUUGUGCCCUUCACACUUCAGAGACACACUCACAAAAGUCCUUUUCAAGCAUUUUGAGGUACCUUCCGUUUUGUUUGCUCCGAGUCAUCUAAUGUCUCUGCUGACACUUGGGAUCAAUUCUGCCAUGGUGCUAGACUGUGGAUAUGCGGAAAGCUUGGUGCUGCCUAUAUAUGAGGGAAUUCCGAUUCUGAGCUGCUGGGGUUCCCUUCCUCUGGGAGGAAAGGCUAUCCACAAGGAGCUGGAAUAUCAGCUGUUGGAGCAGUGCACAGUUGAUACAGGAUUAGCCAAAGGACAAAGCCUUCCAUCUGUGAUGGGCUCAGUUCCGGAAGACAUAGUAGAGGAUAUAAAAGUCCGCACUUGUUUUGUGAGUGAUCUCCAACGUGGACUGAAAAUCCAAGCAGCCAAGUUUAACAUUGAUGGCAGUGCUGAGCGUCCUUCACCACCUCCAGAUGUGGACUAUCCUUUAGAUGGAGAAAAGAUUCUCCAUGUAGUUGGGCCCAUCAGAGACUCUGUUGUUGAAAUACUGUUUGAACAGGAUAAUGAAGAGACAUCUGUUGCCACUUUGAUCUUAGAUUCACUCAUUCAGUGUCCCAUAGACACUCGGAAGCAGUUGGCAGAGAACUUGGUAGUUAUUGGUGGCACCGCUAUGUUGCCAGGAUUCCUUCACAGGCUCAUGGCAGAAAUCAGAUACCUGGUAGAGAAACCAAAAUACAAAGAAACACUUGCCACUAAAACCUUCAGAAUUCACACUCCACCUGCCAAACCCAACUGUGUGGCCUGGCUGGGAGGAGCCAUUUUUGGAGCACUUCAGGACAUACUUGGGAGCCGGUCUGUGUCCAAAGAAUAUUACAGCCAGACAGGCCGCAUACCUGACUGGUGCUGUCUUAAUAAUCCUCCCCUGGAAAUGAUGUUUGAUAUUGGAAAAGCACCCCCACCAUUGAUGAAGAGGGCUUUUUCUACUGAGAAAUAAGCACCUAAAUGCUACACAAGGAUUCUUCUCAUCUAUUUCAAGUAGAUAUAUAUGCAUUGUUUGUUGGUUUUUUUUUUAAGUUAAGUAAUUUGUAUUUAACACUAUUAAAUAUGAACGAUGUGGAAGUUUUGGGGGAGUAUGGUGGUAGGUACUAACACUAUUUAAAACCAUGUCCAGUUGUAGUUUAAAAAUGUAACUCUGGCAACUACUAUACUGUUUCGUCCUCUCCUGAAGAAAUUCUGUACUGUCAUGAGUUGUAGCCUACUGGUUGUUUGUUAUUUAUCUGUACAGUAAAUGACAUCGUUGAGAGAAUUUGUUUUAAGAUAUUUUGAUUUUAAAUAUGCUUAGAAGAAUGCACAGACAUUGGGAAACAUCUAUGGAAGCUUUUCUGCCACUUUCUGUAUUAAAAUAUUCCACCCUUGAA
Grus americana (Whooping crane) is the source of this 1817-nucleotide messenger RNA. It is a transcript of the gene ACTR10, whose product is annotated as actin related protein 10. NCBI's taxonomy places the organism in Eukaryota, Metazoa, Chordata, Aves, Gruiformes, Gruidae. Gene Ontology annotation, biological process: retrograde axonal transport of mitochondrion. Bases 140 to 1393 code for a protein of 417 amino acids. The record is from RefSeq and is a predicted model, not a curated record. The transcript is spliced from 13 exons.